AUGCAACCAGAGUGCUACAGGUCUACCAUCGCUACCUCAGAGGACCACUCGCGCUACUCCCAACCCGCUGCCCAGCAUGGAAACUUCUCUUGUCAAGAUUGCCCUGCCAGCCGUCCCUCAGGUCGAGAUGACGGCGAUAGCGGCCAUGCCACCGGCUCGGUGGUGUUGUCGCCUCGUCCAUCCGAUCCGCGACUUGAUGGCCAUGCAGCAGACACUGGACUAGAGACGCAGCUCCCCGCCAAACCUGUAUCCUCCCCUCAUCGCGCAGGCGAUGACGCUGCUAUCGCGACGCACCGGAAGUCGAGCGAAGAUCUCGGCUUGCAAGCCAUCUCCAUCGAGAGCUUUCCCAAUGAGGUCCUGACGCAUAUCUUAUCGCAUCUGCAGCCCUCGUCGCUGUCAUCGAUGAGCCUUGUGAGCCGUCAGUUUCACGGCCUAGUGACCACCCCGCAUGCCUGGCGGAUCGCGUUCUCUCGGUACUUCCCCGGACCUGCGCUGACCGAGAAGAAUGAAGGCCCGCAAAGAGGUGACGACUGGGAGCACAGGCUGCUGAAAAGGCGCGCGUUCUGCAGGCUUACAGCCUUGAGCUCCUGGAGAAAUGAAUAUAUUCUGCGGACAAGGCUAUUACAUUCAAUAGCUCGUGGGAAGCCUACCAGCUACCAAGUCACGGACCAGCGCAAGUCGACUCGCUCUGGCUCCGCGACUGCUACCCAUGCUGUUGUGACAUACAACUCCUUGCUCCAGUUUCCAAUCUCCCACAUUGAUGGUACGUUUGGAUCCAGUUUGGAGAGAAAACCACCCGCGUUUGUCCAUGGAGCAAGCGAGGAAGGGAUCGCUACCCAAAGCGACCCAACUUCAAAGAAAAGCGGUGCAGGGAAGUGGGGACUUUUGUCCGAAAGUCGAAUGUUCAACCACUUUUCAGAGAGCUACCCGAGUGAAACGCCUUGGGGUUUGGGAUCCGGUAACCUCGUUGGAAAUCCCAACGUGAUGGACGUGAGCCAGCCUCACGGUAUGGUGUACGGGGAGGGAUGCCCCCAGGGCCGUACUUAUUUCCUCUCUACAAGUGAGAAAAGAGGUCGGUUCUUACCCCGUUCAGUUCUGGAUCCUCACUACGAACUUGGGAUUCCGUCUGUGAAUGCCACACACUCUGGGAUUUGUGCGACUUGGAUAGCCAAAUCAUCUGAGAUUUUGAAGUCUACAAAUGGGCUAUGUGGGAUGAUUACAGGCACUUCAUCAGGCGUCCUCACAUCGUAUGCACUCGGCCCGCAUCCUUCAUAUGAUCAACGUUUUGAACGAGGCCAGAUAACUGCUAGGUGGGCUUUAUGCCCCGGAGUUCCCAUUGUUGCCAUCAAAGUUGAUGGCAAAUUAUCGGCAAAACGACUGUCCCAACGUAGGAUAUGGAUAACUGUCCUAAACGCUCUUGGGGAACUUUUCUAUCUCACGAAUGUUCCCCGUGGCCUUGAUACCUACCAGAAGUUAGAGCCCGAAGUGCUUGAGAAGGCGGCAUGGCUCACUGGCCGCACGGUAUCGUGGGAGAUUGUCGAAAGCAGUCGACGUGUUCCGGUGCAUGACCCGUUCAACAAACUCUCCUCCAAUGCUACCUAUAGCCCUAGAUCAUCCUCGGAUGAGAUGAACUUAGACCGUGAUCAAAUAAUCGCCGAAACAAAAGACAUUGAAAAGUUCUUUGCUUUCAAGCCUUUACAUUUCCGAACGACAUAUCAAGGAUGGGACAUGAGGCGUAAACUCGAAGUAGAUUUCGCUGGUGAUGAUGGACAAGGUGCUGGUGAAUCUCUCAUAGUCGCCUGCUGCUCUGCCAGUGAUGAUCAAGCUGCAUCGGUCAAGAGAUUUACACGCGUCAGGAGUGGCGAGAACCCAACCCUAGAUAAUAUUGGAAGCUCCUCUCCAGCUCCAGAAGGUGAAACUAAAACCAAAGCGUCUCUCUUUGGUCAAACGGGAGCCGAGCAGGCUCUACCCUCCGGAAACCCCGUGUCAUCACCCAUACCCAGUGUUUAUAAUGGCUCUAGCCCCUUACCAACUACCGUCGAAUGGCGGGCGUCAAAUAUGACCUUUGAAGGACCAAAGUCUACCGAAAUCACCGCCUGCGCCUUGGAUAUGUCCACAUUUGCCCGCUUGACAAAGUUUGAAGACCCCUUACUCGGGAUGUAUGGUAAUUCAGAGGUGUCCUCCCUAUGUUCCACACCAUUUUCACUUUCUAGCAACCCGCUAGCUUCAUCUGCGGAAAUUCCUGGUCAGCGAGGCCGAUACAUGGCUGUUGGAACCUCUCUUGGCUCCGUUUUUGUCUGGGACAUCAGAGCCGCGAUACCUGGGAAUGACAUGGUGAACAAUAUCAUGCCCAUUCGCAUUAUCCAUACAGAUUCACCUCAAAUUUCUAGCGUUGCAUUGACGGCUCUGUACCUCGUACAUGGAGGCAACGAUGGCCUGGUUCAAGCUUGGGACCACCUUGCCUCAUCCACGCAGCCUAUCCGAACGCUCAAUUCCAGGUUCUCUUCUCGCGCCCGUCGCCGCCUCGAACAGGUGACUACAGCGAACCAGGAAGUUGGUCAUAAUUUCUUUGCAGCCGGAGCCAUCUGUCUCGACCAGGAUCCUACUCGACUUAGAGGUAUUGUUGCUCUUGGGACACAGCUUCGUUAUUGGGCAUACAGCUCCUCCGCAGCCGAUCAGUACAAGAGUAACAAACGACGGAUUCGUUACCCUCACCGUGGCAGCAACAGUUCGCAGGAGACGCAGCGCUUCAGCAAUUCUGGCCGAGGGGCUUUAAUGGAUUACAUCAUGAACGAGAAGGCUGAACUUGAAAGACAAAAGGUUGCAAAGGAAAAAGAGCUCGCUCACUUGAGUGGACGGUUUGGUACAGAUCUACUGGGCAGCGAUGCAAGUGAAGACGACCUUCUUGCCUACGCUUGUCUACUGAGCGAGGAGUCGUAUACGAGCGAUGAGAGGAACAGGAGAGGCAGCGAGAGUAGCUCUGUUGGCAGCUCCUCUAGCGAGACAAUUGCAUCGGACGAGACAUUCAGUGCAAAUCCUCUUACUCGACAAAUAUCAACUCCGACUCUGGAUACUGUUGAUGAGGAAAUGGAGCCUGGUCUAGCUGAAGCCAUCCGUCGAAGCUUGCAGGAUACCGAUACUUCUCAGUCUCCUAACGAAGGCAGUGUGUUCACAGAAGAGGGCAUUACUGAUAUCGGCUCAUAUUCCUUCUCCCCCAGCCUGUCUGGUACCUCUUCACAGGAUAACGUUGAUGAUCUCGAGCUUGCUAUUCAACUCAGUUUGGUUGAGCAGCAAGGUCAGACAGACCCCCAGGAGGAAUUUCCCGCUCUCGGAAAUACAUCCGGUACUCCUUCAAAGCGGAGAGGUAGGGGAAAGAAGAGAUUCUGA
Messenger RNA from Nannizzia gypsea CBS 118893, 3387 nucleotides. Its product is annotated as F-box and WD domain-containing protein. NCBI's taxonomy places the organism in Eukaryota, Fungi, Ascomycota, Eurotiomycetes, Onygenales, Arthrodermataceae. Bases 1 to 3387 code for a protein of 1128 amino acids. The transcript has 2 exons. Gene Ontology annotation, molecular function: polyubiquitin modification-dependent protein binding. Gene Ontology annotation, cellular component: nucleus; cytosol; proteasome regulatory particle, base subcomplex. Gene Ontology annotation, biological process: proteasome-mediated ubiquitin-dependent protein catabolic process. The record is from RefSeq and is a predicted model, not a curated record.